CGUUGAUCAAUCAGAAAAUGACACCUCAGAGAUAACGUUUUUUUUCCUAACUAACCCCACACACAAAAAUAAAGAUAAUACAAAAACGAUAUUCUUAUCAUAUUCGAUUUUCUCAAAAGUUGUCCUCUUCCUCGUCCCAACUCACCUCUCGGAGCUCUGCUCUGCUUCUGACGGCGCGCCGGUUAAAAUGGCGGCGACUUCACCUGUAUCUCCGAUUAGCCAUCAGUUAUUAUCCCGGAGCAGCUCCAGGUUCUGGAACAACGCUAUGACUCCCCGGUUCUGUUCGCCGGUUUUCUCGAUUUCCCCAUGUCUCAUCGGCGUGGCCGGAAUCGGGUCGGCGAGUCAGUUACGCGCUCGCCACCCUCUGAUCUCCUCCGCAGCUACGACGGAUUACCUAUUGCAUGACGUCGGAGCCACCGUGGCAGUUCUCGGUGGAGCCUACGCGCUCGUCUUAAGCUUCGAGAGUCUCACGAAGCGAAACGUGAUUCCUCAGAGUUUAAGCAGAAAGCUAGUGCAUAUACUCUCAGGUCUGCUUUUCGUAAUCUCGUGGCCAAUCUUCAGCGAAUCGACGUUGGCUCGAUACUUUGCUGCUUUUGUUCCGUUGGUGAAUUGCUCAAGGCUCGUCAUUAACGGUUUAUCCGUCUCCCCUGAUUCCACGCUAAUCAAAUCCGUCACUAGAGAAGGAAGACCCGAAGAGUUGCUUAAAGGUCCUUUGUUCUACGUUCUAGCCCUUCUCGUCUCUGUGCUUUUCUUCUGGAGAGAUUCUCCUACCGGUAUGAUCUCAUUGGCAAUGAUGUGCGGUGGCGACGGAAUAGCUGAUAUCAUGGGACGUAAGUUUGGGUCAGAGAAGAUACCUUACAACCCACGAAAGAGCUGGGCUGGAAGCAUCUCCAUGUUCAUCUUCGGCUUCUUCAUCUCAAUCGGAUUACUUUACUAUUAUUCGAGCCUUGGUUACCUUCAAAUGAAGUGGGAAACGACAUUUGCUAGAGUCGCGAUGAUCUCAAUGGUGGCCACAGUGGUCGAGUCGCUACCCAUCACUGAUCAAUUGGACGACAAUGUUUCGGUUCCUUUGGCUACUAUUUUAGCUGCUUUUGUAAGUUUUGGAUAUUAGAUUUUCAUCCAAUGUUUUAUAAAAAAUAUAUAAAUACCACCAGGAAAUGUACCCAUGAAUAUGCUAUUUGUAUAUAUUAUACUUAUGCGCCGUUUGCAUUACAGCUCAAAGAUUCAUACCUACUCUGGUUUUGGGGAUAUUUAUAAACACAUGGGUUUUUAUAUGAUAGAAUAAUACUAAAUAAGUACAAUUAGAA
Messenger RNA from Thlaspi arvense, 1307 nucleotides. NCBI's taxonomy places the organism in Eukaryota, Viridiplantae, Streptophyta, Magnoliopsida, Brassicales, Brassicaceae. The record is from the annotation of a GenBank genome assembly.